Globicephala melas (long-finned pilot whale) is the source of this 4317-nucleotide messenger RNA. RefSeq names its product valyl-tRNA synthetase 2, mitochondrial (gene VARS2). Gene Ontology annotation, biological process: valyl-tRNA aminoacylation. Gene Ontology annotation, molecular function: aminoacyl-tRNA deacylase activity; ATP binding; valine-tRNA ligase activity. Gene Ontology annotation, cellular component: cytosol. The record is from RefSeq and is a predicted model, not a curated record. Lineage: Eukaryota; Metazoa; Chordata; Mammalia; Artiodactyla; Delphinidae.
UGCGCCCGGGCGGGGACCCGCCUCCCAGCGCCGCGGUGACCGCGAGUCAAGUUCCGGGGUCCCGUUAGCUGGUGCUCGAGCGCCUGCUGUCGCCGCCCUAAUCGCCCGCAGCCGCGGGGCGCCCUGGGAUAGCGGCGGGCUCACCGGACCUUGGCCCCUUUCCAAGUACUCCAGAUGCCUCAUUUGCCUUUGGCCUCUUUUCGACCACCACUCUGGGGGUUGAGGCCCUCAAGGGGACUCCCCAGGUCCCAUCCCAUUUCCACCCAGUCAGAGCCCAAUGGAUCAGCCAUCUCCCAGAGGAACCGUGAAGCCAAACAGAAGCGCCUGCGACAGAAGCAGGCGGCGCUGGAGGCUGGAAUCGCUCAGAAGAGCAAGUCACCUGCCGAAUCCAGUAAGGCCUGGACCCCUAAGGAGAUAGUGUUGUAUGAAAUCCCCACGGAACAUGGUGAAAAGAAAGAUGUCUCCCGGCCCCUGCCUCCUGCAUACAGUCCCCAAUAUGUUGAGGCUGCCUGGUACCCUUGGUGGGUGCGAGAGGGCUUCUUCAAACCAGAAUAUCAGGCCAGGCUGCCCCAGGCCACACGGGAGACCUUUUCCAUGUGUAUCCCACCUCCCAAUGUCACGGGCUCCCUGCAUAUUGGGCAUGCGCUGACCGUAGCCAUACAGGACGCCCUCGUGCGCUGGCACCGGAUGCGUGGGGAUCAGGUGCUGUGGGUCCCUGGAUCAGAUCAUGCAGGGAUUGCUACUCAAGCUGUGGUGGAGAAACAGCUGUGGAAGGAGCGAGGAGUGAGGAGACACGAGCUGAGCCGGGAAGACUUCCUUAGGGAGGUGUGGAAGUGGAAGGAGGAGAAAGGUGGAGAGAUAUGUGAGCAGCUCCGAGUGCUGGGGGCCUCCCUGGACUGGGACCGAGAGUGUUUUACCAUGGAUGCCGCCUCCUCAGUGGCUGUGACAGAAGCUUUCGUGCGGCUCUACAAGGCUGGGUUGUUGUACCGGAGCCGGCAGCUUGUCAACUGGUCGUGUGCGUUACGCUCUGCCAUCUCGGAUAUUGAGGUGGAGAGCCGGCCCCUCCCUGGCUGCACGGAGCUUCGGUUGCCUGACUCCCCCACCCCUGUGUCUUUUGGCCUCCUCUUUUCCGUGGCCUUCCCCGUGGAUGGAGAGCCUGAUGCAGAGGUUGUGGUAGGAACCACGAGGCCAGAGACGUUGCCUGGAGACGUGGCUGUGGCGGUCCAUCCCGAUGACUCCCGAUACACACAUCUACAUGGACGACAACUUCGUCAUCCCUUGACGGGGCAGCUUCUCCCCCUUAUCACAGACUGUGCUGUUCAGCCACACCUGGGCACAGGGGCAGUGAAGGUGACUCCAGCUCACAGCCCUGCCGAUGCUGAGCUGGGGGCCCGACACGGCUUGAGCCCCCUGAGUGUCAUUGCGGAGGAUGGGACCAUGACCUCCCUCUGCGGGGACUGGCUGCAGGGUCUGCACCGAUUUGUGGCCCGGGAAAAGAUUCUGUCAGCACUGAGGGAACGGGGCCUGUUCCGGGGAUUCCAGGACCACCCUAUGGUGCUGCCCAUUUGCAGCCGUUCCGGGGAUGUGGUAGAAUACCUACCGAAGAGCCAGUGGUUUGUCUGCUGCCGGGAAAUGGGGGACAGAGCUGCCAAGGCUGUGGAGUCAGGGGCCCUGGAGCUCAGUCCCUCCUUCCACCAGAAGAACUGGCAGCACUGGUUUUCCCACACUGGGGACUGGUGUGUCUCCCGGCAGCUGUGGUGGGGUCAUCAGAUUCCAGCCUACCUGGUUGUAGAGGAGCACACACAGGGCGACGCGAAGGACUGUUGGGUGGUCGGGCGGACAGAGGCUGAGGCCAGAGAAGUAGCUGCAGAAUUGACAGGGAGACCAGGGGCGGAGCUGACCCUGGAGAGGGACCCCGAUGUCCUGGAUACCUGGUUCUCCUCGGCUCUUUUCCCCUUUUCUGCCCUGGGCUGGCCCCAAGAGACCCCAGACCUGGCUCGUUUCUACCCCCUGUCACUUUUGGAAACGGGUGGUGACCUCUUGCUGUUCUGGGUGGGCCGCAUGGUCAUGUUGGGGACCCAGCUCACAGGGCAGCUCCCCUUCAGCAAGGUGUUGCUGCACUCCAUGGUUCGGGACAGGCAGGGCCGGAAGAUGAGCAAGUCGCUGGGGAAUGUGCUGGACCCACGGGACAUCAUCAAUGGGGUGGAGCUGCAGGUGCUGCAGGAGAAGCUGAGGGAUGGGAACUUGGACCCCGCAGAGCUGGUGAUCGCGGCCUCAGCACAGAGAAAGGACUUUCCUCAUGGGAUCCCCGAGUGUGGGACAGAUGCCCUGAGAUUCGCCCUGUGCUCCCAUGGGGCCCUGGGGGGCGACUUGCACCUGUCUGUCUCUGAGGUCCUGAGCUUCAGACAUUUCUGCAAUAAGAUCUGGAAUGCCCUGCGCUUUAUCCUGAAUGCUCUUGGGGAGAAAUUCAUACCCCAGCCUGCAGAGGAGCUGUCCCCCGCCUCCCCCAUGGAUGCCUGGAUCCUCAGCUGCCUGGCCCGCACUGCCCGGGACUGCGAGCGGGGCUUCCUCACCCGCGAGCUCGCGCUCGUCACCCACGCCCUGCACCACUUCUGGCUUCACAACCUCUGUGACGUCUACUUGGAGGCUGUGAAGCCAGUGCUGUUGCACUUGCCCCGCCCCCUGGGGCCUCUUCAGGUUCUGUUCUCCUGCGCUGACAUCGGUCUCCGCCUCCUCGCCCCGCUGAUGCCCUUCCUGGCUGAAGAGCUCUGGCAGAGGCUGCCCCCCAGGCCUGGUGGCGCCCCUGCCCCCAGCAUCUGUGUUGCCCCCUACCCCAGUGCCCUCAGCUUGGAGCACUGGCACCAGCCCGAGCUGGAGCGGCACUUCUCCCGGGUCCAGGAGGCUGUGCAGGCGCUGAGGGCUCUCCGUGCCACGUACCAGCUCACCAAGGCCCGGCCCCGAGUGCUGCUGCAGAGCUCAGAGCCAGGAGAGCAGGGCCUCUUUGAGGCCUUCCUGGAGCCCUUGGGCACCCUGGGCCACUGUGGGGCCGUGGGCCUUCUACCCCCAGCUGCAGCAGCUCCCUCGGGCUGGGCCCAGGCCGCUCUCAGUGACACCGUUCAGGUCUACAUGGAGCUGCAGGGCCUGGUGGACCCCCAGACCCACCUACCUCGGCUAGCUGCCCGAAGACACAAGUUGCAGAAGCAGCUUGAUGGCCUCAUAGCCCGGACCCCAUCAGAGGGAGAGGCAGAGACUCAGAGGCAGCAGAGGCUUUCUUCCCUCCAGUUGGAACUGUCAAAACUGGACAAGGCGGCCUGUCACCUCCGGCACUUGAUGGAUGUGUCUCCCAGCCCUGGGGAGCUUUGAGCUCUAACCAUCCCUGGUAGCUUUCCUCCCUCCCAGACCCGCCUUUGAGGACAGAUUCGGCAGCUGUCCUGGUGCCGUGGAGCCUCAGAGACCAUGUGGUCCAGUUCCCUCCUUCGUCAAUGAGAAAACAGACUGGUUUGGUCAGAGUGACUGGGUGUCCUCGAGACGCUCACGUUUUUGCCCCAGCCUCCGUCCUAUGCAGUCCCACCUGGAAGUUUAGGAAUGAGGAAAUUCAGAUAAACUAAAAAACCCAAACAUGUCUGCUUGUGGUCCUUUUGUCCCUCUUUCCCCCAGCGGUGACUUUCUGCCUCUUGGUUGUUCCCUGACACUUUGGUCUGGGAGAGAGGCGGGUGGCCUCUUAGCGCUAGGUUCUGGGCCACAGUGGGAGUGUGGGUGCUGGGCGGGGCUCCCUCAUUGGAGGAAGGAGGAGCUCUCGGUAGGGCCUGGGAACAGUGACCUGGCUUCCACCUACUUCCUGCACUUACUGACAAUGGCCCGACUUCUGCAGGCCGUUCCUCUUCUGCUUCUCACCAGAAGGAAGCUUCCCUGCUUCUUGGCCUUAUCGCCAAGGGUUCUGAGAGGAUCUGGGACUUCCUGCAGGCCUCAGGGGAGCUGUAGGUUGUGCUGGGGAUUGAGUUCCCCCCUGCUUCUGUGUACCUGAAACCAGAGUGCCAGGGACACACCGCCCAGCCCCAGGCAGGGAUAUACACAUGCGCAGAUGCCCACCUAGCCACCUCCACCUCCAGCACCUUGUCUCAUUGGUGGAAUUCAGGGGCCUGGCCCUUCCACACCCAAGUGACAUUCUGUCCAGCAGCUCUGAGAAACUGCUGUAUGUGCGGGCCUGUACUGGGCUGGGUCCUCUGUGGUGCCACUGAAUCCUCCCAAGAACCUCACGAGGUGGAUAUUUGCUCCAUUUUAGAGUUGAAGAAACGCGCUCAGGGAAUAAAAGUAACU